UAUACCCACAAAUAUUCUUGUUCUCUUUGUACGUAAAUGUGCUUUUCUUCAUUGUUCUUUUGUCAAAUUGAUUCCGAUGAUAUCUACAUGUUUGGGUUUCUCGUUUUCUAAAAACUAGAAAGGAAAUUGACGUUAAAUGUACGAAAUUGUGUGAGUGACAGUGAUAUGCACUGAUGCUUAUGAGGAUGUUUGAUGUUUAUACAUUCUUGGGUUUGAUGAGAUUAAGUGAUUAGGGUUGAUGGGUGGUGUUUGUUCCUGGAAGAGAGAGUACUACUAUGCUGAUGAAAAUCCCAACAGAAGAGGCGUCUCGGGGAGAUACUUUAAAAGCCGGAGUUCCAAGUGGAUGUGGAUGGCAUCCGCUUUCUUUCCACCCGUUGUGGAUUGUAGAGGAAGAAGCACUUGUCCAUCCCUUAUGGAGUUGUGCAUUCACAAAAUCCGAGAGGAUGUUAGCAAAUUCGGUUCGUUUUCCAUCUUGCCAAGGGAUGUCAGCCAGCUGAUAUUCAAUGACCUAGUUUAUUCUCGCUAUCUUUCUGCCAAUUCGAUUGAAGCUUUCAGAGAUUGUGCACUGCAGGAUAUGUUGCUCAAAGAGUAUCCAGGAAUCGAAGAUAGUUGGAUGGAUGUCGUCUCUUCACAAGGCUCAUCCUUACUCUCGCUCGAUAUUUCGAGCUUUGAGGUCACGGAUUAUUCGUUGUUUCUCCUCAAGAAUUGCUCAAGCCUCCAAUCUUUAGCUUUUGAUUAUUGUGAUCUAAUUACUGAAAAAGGGUUCGAGCAAAUCAGCGGUUUCCAAAAGUUGACGUGUUUGGGUUUUAAAAAUAGCACGGCCCUUACUGGUGAAGGAAUGCGGUGUUUGUCGAGCUUAGUUAAUUUGGUUAAGUUGGACCUGGAGAGGUGCCCUCGAAUCCACGGAGGACUUGUUCAUAUUGAAGGUUUAACCAGACUUGAAUCUCUCACUAUCAGAUGUUGUAAAUGCAUAGUGGAUUCCGACAUGAAAUCUCUUGCAGGCCUCGUCAAUUUGAAGCAACUGCAGACUCCCUGUGUCAACAUAACUGAUGCCGGGGUGUUCUAUUUGAAAGGCUUGAGCAAGCUCGUUUUGUUAAACAUGGAGGGCUGCCACAUCACUGCUGCAUGUUUGGAUUAUCUUUCAGAUCUUCCUUCACUUCAAUAUCUCAACCUAUGUAGAUCCGCCCUGAAGGAUGCGGGCUGUGAGAAAUUUUCGACACUGAGCAAUUUGGAGGUGUUAAACAUAGGAUAUAACGAAAUCACGGAUGAAUGUUUGACCCAUCUACAAGGAUUAACGAAGUUAGAAAGCCUGAACUUGGAUUCUUGUAGGAUUGGAGAUGACGGGCUCGCUAAUUUAGCAGGCCUCGUUAACUUGAAGAAUUUGGAGCUAUCGGAUAAUAAAAUUGAAAGCAAUGGGAUUCAGCAUCUUUCAGGUUUGACAAAUUUGGAGGAUCUUAAUCUAUCGUUCACCUUAGUAACCGAGGAUGGUUUGAGAAACUUGUCUGGAUUAAGGUCUCUCAAGUCACUUAAUCUGGACAUUCGCCAUAUUACCGACUCCGGGCUUGCUGCACUUACCGGGUUAACCGGAUUAACUCACCUGGAUCUUUUCGGGGCACAAAUAACGGAUUCUGGGACUAAAUAUUUGCAAUAUUUCAAAAAUCUCCAGUCACUCGACAUCUGUGGUGGCGGGUUAACCGACGAUGGCAUCAAGAAUAUGAAACAUCUUUCGUCCUUGACGGUUCUAAACCUGUCACAGAACCUCGACCUGACCGAUAAGACCUUAGAACACUUGUCAGGACUUACAGGGUUGGUGUCUCUAAAUGUCUCGAAUUCUCGUGUCACCAACGAUGGCCUGCAGCAUCUGAGGCCGUUAAAGAACCUGCGCUCGCUUUCUUUAGAAUCGUGCAGCGUGACAGCGGACGAGCUCAAGAAGCUGCAGCUGAGCGCCCUCCCGAACCUCAUGAAAUUUCAUCCCGAGCUCUGAAAGCAUUUCCAUGAAAGAAAUGUUUUCUCGUCCCGACUUUCAUGUUCAAAUGGUGUAAAUAUAAACAGACAAUAAGGCGAAAACACUCGCCCGCCCUCUGUGCAUAUAUUAGCUUGAGUCGUGUGAUACCAGCACCAAGUUGGUUAAAAGAGUGUCUUAUAAGAAAGGUUUGUAUGUACUGAUAGGUGUGUGAAAUAAGGAAUAAAGGUUUGUAUGUAUUUCCCUGUAAUGUACAGAUGGUUCUAUAUUUAUAUACACAAGAAGUGUUGAGUUUA
Molecule: messenger RNA, 2259 nt
Organism: Ipomoea nil (Japanese morning glory)
Lineage: Eukaryota; Viridiplantae; Streptophyta; Magnoliopsida; Solanales; Convolvulaceae
Product: toll-like receptor 13
Exons: 16
Coding region: 239-1984 (581 amino acids)
Biological process (GO): SCF-dependent proteasomal ubiquitin-dependent protein catabolic process
Cellular component (GO): SCF ubiquitin ligase complex
Molecular function (GO): protein binding
Source: RefSeq, a predicted model, not a curated record